CAGGCAUCCAGAGCAGAGCGCGCUCGGUAAGAGUUAAAACAGCCUGCACUGUAGUGGCCAGCCCAUAUGCUCGUGGAGAUGAGCAGAAGACACACGAUGGUGCUUUUGUCCGCUUUCGCCGAUCCGGAUGAGGUUUUAGAUCAUCUGUAGCCGUGCGCUGCUGUGCGUCGUCCCCACCCCCGGAGGAUGUACGACGACAGAGAGGGCACUGUGUGGGACCGGGUCGCACGGCCCCACCGGGACUGCAUGUGCUACCUUGGACCCCCUACCACUCUUUUGCCUAUCGGGAUGCGCAAGUCGCCCGACGUGAGCCCCAGAAGGCUGUCGGACAUCAGCCCUCAGCUCAGACAGCUCAAGUACCUGGUGGUGGACGAGGCCAUCAAGGAGGACCUCAAGUCGUCGCGCUCGGUGGAGGACAUCAACAGCGCGUCCAUCGAGGAGCGGAUUCUGCGGAUCACCGGCUACUACGGAUACCAGCCGUGGAGUACGAGCUACAAGAGAGAAGACCGGACCAGAGAGAACGUGGUGGGCUCCACAGAUGCGCAGUCGGCCCCGGCAGCCGGGACAGAGUCCAGCUCCGGCAGGCGGCGGCUACACUGUUGCAUCAAAGUGACAGCCGUGCAAGUGCGGAAGGCCCUGUGGGGUGUUGCGAUGGUGAUGUGCGUGUGCUCGUCCUGGGCGGGCUCCACCCAGCUCGCCAAGCUGACCUUCAAGCAGUUCGAUGCCCCCUUCACGGUCACAUGGUUCGCCACCUCCUGGAACUGCCUCUUCUUCCCCGUCUACUACAUCGGCCAUUGGUGCAAGAGUGCGGAGAGGCAGACGGCCAGGCAGAGACUGAGGGAGUGCUGCAGAUUUUUUGGGGAUGAGGGGCUGACCCCCAAGGUGUUCUUCACCAAGGUAGCUCCCUUUGGCCUGCUGUGGAUCCUCACCAACUACCUGUACCUGCAGGCCCUCAGGAAGAUCAACACAACAGACGUUUCAGCGCUUUUCUGCUGCAACAAGGCCUUCGUCUUUCUGCUGUCCUGGAUUGUACUCAGAGACCGCUUCAUGGGGGUCAGGAUAGUUGCGGCUAUCUUGGCCAUAGCAGGCAUCGUCAUGAUGACCUACGCUGAUGGGUUUCACAGCCACUCAGUCAUCGGCAUCACUCUGGUCGUGGCAUCUGCUUCAAUGUCAGCGCUCUACAAGGUGCUCUUCAAGAUGGUCCUGGGCAGUGCCAAAUUUGGAGAGGCUGCACUCUUCCUGAGCAUUGUCGGGAGCGCCAACUUUGUUUUCAUCAGCUUUGUGCCAGUAAUCCUGUAUUUUACUCAUGUGGAGUACACUGGCUCGUUUGCAGAUAUCCCCUGGGCCUACCUCUGUGGAGUUGCAGCCUUGCUUUUCGCUUUCAAUAUCCUCGUCAACUUCGGCAUUGCGAUUACAUACCCAACAUUAAUUUCCCUUGGCAUUGUCCUAAGUGUCCCUGUAAAUGCAAUGGUUGACUUCUACACCUGUGACAUCAAUUUCAACACGGUGCGCCUCAUUGCCGUGUUCAUCAUCUGCCUGGGUUUCCUCAUGCUGCUGCUACCGGAGGACUGGGACCAGUGCAUCAUCCGGCUCACUACGAAGCUGCGCAAACGGGACGACCCGGCCGAGGCUGCUGGGGAGACCGCCGCAAACACGAGUCUCAACUGGAGAGGGAGAGGCAGGACCUCCCUCUCAACAUACGCACGUUGACUCCAUUGCAACCAAAGGGGGAACAUCAACACGCGGGAUCUGGCUGGUGGCCUACGUUGCGUUUUCCAAAGCUUGCACUGGCUUGGACUGCUCUGUGACACGAAAUUCAGCAGAGGGAGAGAUGUGCAGGAGCCUCAGAUUGUAUAGGAUUUCAUAACAUUAUCAACAGCUUUCUUUCUUACUUAAAGAGGUUAAUCGACAUAAGGUCUUACCCUUACUCAACUUUCAAAUGGCUCUAUUGGUUCAUCAUAUCCUAAAAAGACUUGCCAGUUUGCCUGAUCAAUUCGACAGGUUCACAUUUACUCACAUUUUGAUCCAAAGAAUAACGGCUGAGAACCAAGGAAAGCCCAUCAAGUUUAAUUUAAUCAUAAAUACCUGCCUUUUCUGUACUGUAAAUAGCUGUAUUUCACACCUUGGCCGGGGAGCUGUGCGCCUGAUGGACUCAUUUGGUGUGAAGGGAUCUGUCUGAUCACCUUAGGAUUAAUUGAAGCUAAAAACACAUCCUUUCAAAAGGCCUUUCUUCGCGAUUUGAAGGGAAGAGGCUUUUUUUUCUUACCAUAUUAAGGUGGGUGUGGGCUUUCAUGAGACCAAGGUUCCACAAGCAUGCUAAGGCCAACAUGAAAUACAUUCUUGAGAGAAAAAAAAAUCCAGAUUUUGUCAAAUUACAACCACUAACCUCAAUGAAUUUUUAUAAUAGAUCAAAACAAAGUGGUGCAUAAUUUUAAACUGGAAGGUAAAGGAUACAUGAUUUUCAAUUUAAUCUAAAACAUGUUGGGUGCAUUUGUGUUCUUAAAGAUGUGUCAUCUCUCAUCCAAAAGGUUUUUCUUCUGAAGAUUACGGGUUUGUGAUGGGAGGGAAAGAAGCCAUCUACGUCAACAUAAAAAAAAAAAAAAAAAAAAAACCUGCAUAGAGGGAGUGGGGCUUCAAGUUUCAUCUUUCUAACACUAAGGGUGCAGCAUUGAUUCAUCUUCUUAGGUGGUGUUACAGCCAUUCACAUCAUGAGACAUGAACGGGGGAAAAAAACCUUCAAGUAUUAGUAUUAGUACUGACAUUUUUUAUCGUCAAAUAGCAAAGAC
Fundulus heteroclitus (mummichog) is the source of this 2786-nucleotide messenger RNA. RefSeq names its product solute carrier family 35 member F3b (gene slc35f3b). The coding region runs from base 187 to 1710 and encodes 507 amino acids. The transcript has 8 exons. Lineage: Eukaryota; Metazoa; Chordata; Actinopteri; Cyprinodontiformes; Fundulidae. Gene Ontology annotation, cellular component: membrane. The record is from RefSeq and is a predicted model, not a curated record.